ACUAAAUCAUACACACUGGACCUUUAACAAAGUUCAAAUACUAUUUGUUUCUGAACAGACAUUACACAGCAGCUUACUGGUGUCAACCGGUGUGAAAGUGCCUAUUUUAGAGAUUACAACAGCCUCUGUACAGAUUUUAUUCUUUAAUCUGCGUUUGUUAUCAAAAUAACUUUUAACAUCCGUUGUUUACCUAUUGAAAAUCAGUCAUUAGAGCUAAAUUGAGGCUAUAAUCAGCAGUAGUUGUUUCCUCUCUAGAGCCACUCAAAACAUAAGUGUGUUAAUCAAAUACAGGACCUGUCUGCAGACUCUGUGGAGACUGCACAAUUAGAUUAACUAUGGAAUGAUUAACAUCCGGGUGGUUAUGACAAUCAAACACUGAUAGGGUUGUUUUGGAGUCUAAAGUUUCUGAAACAGAUCUGUCAGUCUUUAAACGUUCACUUUCUGUCCACCUGGAUAAUCUUGAGUAUGUUGCCAUGUGAAAGAAGCAAAACAUGUGGCGCCUGGUCCAUUGUGAGAGCCCUUGAAAUUAGUCAUGCAGACUGCUGACCCACUUCAGCUGAAGGGAAAAGGCAACCGGGAAGUAGUAAAAAAAAAAAAAUCUAACAAACAUAGGAAGUGGGGAAGCACUUGAAGGGAAAAACAAAAUCUGCCUGCAGCUUCUUGUUUUGCUUACAGCUUCAAGUGUCAUCCUAAAGGAGAGACUCACCUCCUCUACAUGUACACAUUGUCACUUAAUGCUGGAUAAAUGAGGCUCCACAUCCCCAAUCACACAUCAAUCAUAAAUCAUUCUCCCUGUCACGACUCAAAUUGGCAUUAAACCGAGGUGCUAUUAUGCAUUGAGCACGUGUUAAAGAUUACAAUCUGCUCUCCUCCUCCUACUCCUCCACCUCCUCCUCCUCCUCCUCCUCUCAGCCACUACAGGUUUCUUUCGCUUGUGUUGCACAGCCGCCUGCUUAUGCUGCUGCUGCCGCCGAGUAUUGAGCUACCAGCUGACCUACUUUUCUCUCAGCCACUCGGUCCCUGUUUACAAGGCACCGCCAGCGGAGGAUGUGGAGUACAGUGCCUGGAAAAUAGACGGACACAGCCCCGCAACUAAAGAAAAAAAAAAAAAAAAAAAGGAAACAGCACAAAUAAGGGGGGAGUUUGUGUUUGUAGUGAUUUAAAAGGACUGUCAGAAGCUGCACAAAAAAACGGGUGAUUAAUAACAACUGCACGUUAUUAACUUAAGGCGUUGUUAUGCAAUUUAACGCUUUCAUCGCUGCCUCCUAGUUUGAGCUCAGCUGCUAUGCUGUAGUUAAAAAAAAAUGACUGGAUUAAAGUUACGCGUGGAUGUUUAUUUCUGCUGGAAACCCGCUGUCAAGGAUUUGAGGUUUCUUUGGUGGACUUACUGAGGCGGCAGACAGCUGGUCUGCGAUAGAUUUUUUCCAAAAGAGUGUUCAGACGUGGUCAGCGCGGAUGGGACUUAUAAGACUUCAGAGAGGGCCUGGUUGGGAAAGGGAGUGAGUAUGGACAACCUUUCUGACUUCGGUGGUCCCUGUCCAUCCACCUGCAGGGAAUGGGACACCAACAGCUGCGUGGAAGAUUUAAUGGAUGAAGAUGAGAAGGACAGGGCAAAAAGGGCAUCCCGUAACAAAUCGGAAAAGAAAAGAAGAGACCAAUUCAAUGUGCUCAUCAAGGAGCUAUGCACCAUGCUGCAGGGUCAGGGACAUCCGCGCAAGAUGGACAAGUCCACCAUACUGCAGAGAACUAUUGACUUCCUGCAGAAACAGAAAGACAUCACUGCUCAGAAUGAAACUUGCGACAUGAGACAGGACUGGAAGCCGUCGUUCCUCAGUAACGAGGAGUUCACUCAGCUAAUGCUGGAGGCCCUUGAUGGUUUCUUGAUUGCAUUAACUACAGACGGCAACAUCAUAUACGUAUCCGACAGCGUGUCUUCACUCGUUGGCCAUUUACCGUCAGAUAUGGUGGACCAAAAUAUCUUGAAUUUCCUCCCGGAGCGGGAACACGGAGAGGUGUAUAAGCUGCUAUCAUCCCAUAUGCUGAUGACUGACCCCAUUGCUGCUGACUUCCUUGACAGUGAGGCACAUAUUGAAUUUUGCUGUCAUCUAGCCAGGGGUAACAUUGACCCAAAGGAGCCGCCUGUAUACGAAUAUGUCAAGUUUGUUGGAGAUUUCAAGUUUCAUAACAAUGUGCCUACAUCUUCUUGUAACGGCCUUGAGAUGACGUUACCAAGAAGCCUGCAGUCGUCACUGGAGGAGCAGGUCUGCCUCAUUGCCACUGUACGAUUAGUCACUCCACAGUUUCUAAAGGAUUUGUGUAACGUGGAAGAUCCUUGUGAUGAAUUCACAUCCAGACACAGCCUCGAAUGGAAGUUCCUGUUUUUAGACCACAGAGCUUCACCGAUCAUCGGCUACUUACCCUUUGAGGUUCUUGGAACUUCUGGCUAUGAUUACUAUCAUGUGGACGACUUGGAGGUUAUAGCUCAGUGUCAUAAGCAGUUAAUGCAGUUUGGAAAAGGUAAAUCCUGCUACUAUCGCUUCCUGACCAAAGGUCAGCAGUGGAUUUGGUUGCAGACUCACUACUACAUCACGUACCACCAGUGGAACUCCAAGCCUGAGUUCAUCGUCUGCACUCACACUGUUGUCAGUUACGCUGAAGUGCGAGCUGAGAGGAGGAGAGCGUUUGGCUUUGAGGAGCUGUCUCCACCGGAGAUAGCUCCCUCUUCAGUGAAGGCUCAGGAGUUGUACUUGGACAUCUGCUCCACGCUGGACCCUCCGUGUGACAGAAACAGCGGUGCACGUUCGGUAUCCUCCCACAGCUCCCGGAAGUCCUCCCACACAGCGCUGUCGGACUCUGCAUCAGCUAACUCCUACACGGAGGCGUGCACGCCGUCAUGGCAGUCUGCGUCCAUCGGGACAGAGAAGACAUCUGCCAGACUGCAGCCGAGCAGUUCAAAGAAUUUGGUACAAAGACAGAAUUCCUUUGACCUCGUUCCCCAAAUGAGCCUCCCCCUUUCUCCUACCUGCAGCAAGCACUCCGCAAUGCAGCAGCAAACGCAGCAGCAGCAGCAGUCGUCCAUGUAUCAGCUGCAGCAGCCACAGCUCUGCGUAAUGAACCAGCUGAAAGAGCAGCUGGAGGAGAGGACGCGAAUUCUGCAAGCCGACAUCAAGACGCAGCAGCAGGAGCUGCACGACAUUAAGGAGAAGCUUCACCUUGCUAAUCUGCAGAUGUUGUUACAGCAGCCUAUCCACAAUGACUCUGGCCAGGCCCAGCAGCAGCAGCAGCAGCAGCAGCAGCAGCAGCAGCAGUCCCAGCAGAGCUCGGGCAGGCCGGCCCAGCAGAGCCAGUCCGGGGGGGUGAUCCGGCAGCUCUCAGGACACCCGAAACCACCUUCCUGUGGGGCCCAUAGUUCAUCCCCUCACUCACUCCUGAGAGAGAGCAGCUCACCCUCCUCACAGAUCCAGCAGCGGAUUGCUCGGAGCGGACAGGCGCAGUCAGCAGUGAGCGUCCCGGUGCAGACCAACACGAGUCUGACGAUGCCCUUCUACAGUAACCCCAUGAUGUUCUCCCAGACCAACACCAGGUCUCUGCAGGACGCAAACCAAAGACACACAGACAGCGAGUUUAACCAAGAUGGACAACUACGCAUGCUCCUCAACCAGCCAGUGCAGACACUGGUUCCCACUAGCAGUGUCACCUCGCAGCCUUCCCAGUGCAACAUGGGCAUCUCCCAAACCAUAUACACGUUGGAGCAGCAGAUCAUCGCCCCUUCGUUCUCCAUGCAACAGGUCAACUGCAACGCCGUCCUCGUGCCCUCCCCGGUCUUCACGUCGCCCAUAAUGAUCCCACACAACAGUUUCAUCACAAACCAGUCACAGUCGGCCUACCACACUCAGCCUCAGGUUUCUCAGCACUCCCUGCAGCUCCAGCAGCCCCAGCAGUUCUUUCAGAUGACUCAAGGACUCGUACACGGUGGAUCUACUCCAACAUUCUUACACACUGCUAAUGUCCCACAGCAAAACACUGUGGGAUACAUCCAGCAGCAACAGCAGCCGCAAACACAGCAAGUGCCGCAAGCACAGCAGCAGCAACAACAGGCCCAACAGCAACAAAGGCAGUACCAACAUUCCCAAAGCCAGGCUGGCAGCGUUUCAGACUUCCGAAAUAUGUUGACUCGGUAGCGCUGCGGACUGCGACAGAACGCUGAGAUCUCCCUCUGUGUUUGUUGCCGUGUAGGCGGCCGCACGUCGUGGCAUUUGGAAGUCAAAUUCUAGGUGAUAUUCUGCGGCGCUGAUGCUCUAAAUUGGGAAAUUUGCUUCGCGUGACUCUUUUGACGUGAAGCUGCCCGGCUGAGAGAGAGAGGACGCCGGCGUGUACGUGACCACGAGCAGAGGCUGCACAGGCCUGACGUCGACCUGCGGGAUCCGAGGAGAGUUUGGACCUUCAUCACUGGCCCCAAGUGGAUUAUCAAAGCUCUCGAGACGACCACAAAGAGAGUUUCCUUCUACAUGUCUGUUUGCACUUUGGUACCCAAAAGUAGAAUAUUUAUUUUUGCCCAUGAACUAAUAUUCUAUUUUCCUGAAUAGUGAGAUUAUUUAACAGACAGCUCGACACCCCUCCCCACAGAAAUCAUCGCCUCAGCUCAAGUGAACAUGUAUUCAUCUCAUAAAGGGAUUUGCAUACACGGGAAGUCUACAUCAAAGUGUAUUUCAGUUGGAUGUCGCCCCCAAUUUUGACCCUAAACCAGCGAUUUGCUUGCAGGUAUGUUCAUGCAGCUGUGUCCAUAAAUUCACACACUGGGAAAGCUUAUUGGAAAAGGUCUAUCUCGAUUUUUAAAGCCUCAAUCUGGGAUUGAAGAAGGGGUGCUACAACUAUCCCAUCUCACUUCUGAGAACGAGAACAAUGCUCUGACGUCUGAUAGACGAGCGAACAGAGGAGAGGGAGGGAACUUUGUGCCUUUAACCGUGGUGCGUCCACGGCGCGGUCUGAUGGUUUUGUCUGAUUACGGCUUUAAAAAUCCAGCUCAGGUCCAUUUGGAAUACAAAGUUAUAUUUUCAUAGGUCAUAAUUUAUUAUUUUCCACAUCAGAUUUUAAAACAAAAGACAUCUAGAUUUUGUAGCGGAUAGAUUACAAAUAUAUAUUGGAUGCUUUUUGCAACCUUUGCAUGAGUCAGUCCAAACUCUGUAAUGAUAAGAUUCAUUUAACUAUUUCCUGAAACCACUAAUGAAAUCAUGUUUUUUUAUUGAAUUUGAAAUAUAUAUAUAUAUAUAUAUAUAUAUAUAUACACACACACACACACAUACACAGGGGUUCAGAAACUAGUUUUAUACACAGAAGUUGAUUUGAUGUGUUCAUUUAAACAUCGAAAGGUCAGCACUGGUCUCUUGAUGUCUCGCCCUGCCUGGAUUUAACGGUUUAAUGAAUUCAUACCCCAAACUGCUGCAGAGGUGAUUUGAAUAUCUUGGAAAUGAUUUGGGAGAGAUUUUGCCUGCUGCCUGGAUAUUUGUGAACAGUAUUACGCCUGUCGAUCCUACUUACGUCUAACGCGAAAUGGGCUCAUUUACAAGUAAACCAUUCAUCGCUUCCUUCUAUGAAUGUGACUGAUAGAUCAUUUAAUCCUGCCUCCCUCCAACAAAAAAUAAAUCUGUUCACCUCCAGUGGAUUAUUGUGUAAAAUAUGCAGCUGCAGUGAUGACAAAAACACUAUAUUGCUCAAACGUCUGGAAGAACCCAGUAUUUCAAGAUGUUACAAUCUUCACAUUGUAACUUUCUGAGAGACGAUGCUUUAUGUUUGUGCAAAUGCUAAUCAGCUCUUAGCCAUAUUAACAUAAGUGGACAUUAACAUAUUUACUUUCUCGUUCUCUUUAAAGCAACAUUAUGUAGUAAUCUGUAUUUUUGUAAUUUAGCGCCUCCAGUUUCAGAGUGUAAUACUUGUCUUGUCCAGCGUCUUCUUGCUCGGUCACUCAUUUUCUCUCUUAGCUUCCUCCGUCAACGUCCCCUUCAGUCUUUUCACCUGUGUCCAUUAUAUCCAUAGAGGCUGCUAAACCUGGUUACAUUACCUCUUGGCCAGUUACACUGCCUGCUCACUUGGCUCUGGUUCUGGCACGACACUGGCUCUCCAUGUCAGCAUUCCCCCACGCCCCGGGCCUGAAAACCUCCUCUUCUUCCCAGUGGUGCAAAACACUAUGGUGUCAAUCACUAACACUCCCCCGGUGCUCUGAGUUCACAGGCUGGGUUGCCCGACUAACAAGCAGUUAACUUAACUGUCCACGAGGAAUGACAUAGACUGAAUUUACCUGAUUACACGUCAGUGUAGCAUCAACGCAAUUUAAAAUCCGCUUUUUUAAAAGGUUGAAAAGUUGCAUAAUGUUGCUUUAUAUUUAGAUAUUUGGACUGUUCUGAUGAAGCCGGAUUAGCAGUUGAACAAACUACAGAACAUGUUUGUACAUCUCUCUUCUGUUGAUGACAAUCAGAGAUGACUCGUAAACAGCAUACUGUACAGAAGCUGCCUUUAUGAUUUAAAUUUAAAAGAAGAUAUUUAAAUUUGUUCCCAUCUGGAAAACUUGUGCUAGACUUUAUAUAAAAAAAACAGCUGUACACAUUCAACUAUAGCUACGUCACAGUCCCUUUCAAGGCUGGUGCUGUUAAUCGCGGAUGACAGGACUCGAGUGUCAGAACACUUUCAACAUGUUCGUUCAGUGCCGUUUUACACUUUUUCCUAUGUGCAAUGUCGAUUUGAAAAAAUAAGAAUGUUAAUUUAUACUGUUUUAAAUGUUUCAGAACAGAUGUACAAUAUAUCGAGGUGUGUAAUAAGCCAUUGUAACAUGUAAAUUGUAUUGAAGUAUUUUUUUAAAUGAAAAUGUCCUAACAUUCCUUCAGCCAUUGAUCGGUAUCUUUUAAAAGGUGCAGGAUGUGUCCAGUGGAGUAAAGCGUCCAUCGUGAUCAUGACACACACAAAAAAAAUGGUUAAAUGAAGAAUUUAAAGGUGUUACGUCAGGAUGUAGGAACCUGUUUUGUUUUUUUCCAGUUAGCUUUUAAAGAAAAAGUGCAAUUGUACAUCAUCAUCUAUGUUUUUAAAGAUGGCUGAGGGAAGUCUCGGCCUCCCUUGACGUGUUUCUCUAUACAUCCAUGAUUGGUGUAGCGACAGCCCAGAGAAGUUCAAGCUCAGCCAGCAACUCAGAGGUGCCAUAGAUAGAUAUAUUUUUUACUUUCCUUCAUUACUCAAUUACUGAAAGAAAUCUAAAAAGGCAUUAUUUAGGAGAUUUAGAAUUUAAAUCGCGUGAUUCAGAGAAGAUUUCAGUCCGUGUUCGUCUAGAAAACAUCGGUCAUCGCUCACUUUUCUGUCUCGUGAAGGUGGUUGAGAGAAAUUCAGCUCAUCAAACUCGACUCUAAGCGAGUCACGUUCGUGCUCCAGAUGUGGGUUAACCCUUAAAUUAAUUUUGCUUUGGACAAAUCACCUCAUCCUGUGACAGAUGUUUGGAGUCAAGAUGAUUUUUUAAAUAAUCUUGUAAAUAAUCCAUCCACUCAGUCGGUACAGUUUCUGUAGUCGCUCUCUCCCGCCACACUUGUUUUUUUCUUCUUCGUCAGGGGGUUUUUCAUCGAGUGUUUCAUGAAGGUGAUUUGAAUCAACUUUUUUUUCUGAUGUGUAAAAUUAACGACUGACACCUUUCUAAAUGUAUGAGUGGGCAGUCAGAUCAAUGCUCUCCGUGUUAAGACUUUGCCAGGACAUGAACAAACCAAACCUGGUUCACAGCCAUUUCUGCAGUUUGAGUGCGGAAAACAAAAAUGUUUGAAUAUAUUGUAUCAUAGAAUGUAAAAAAAAAUAAAGUUUAGACGAUACAGUUGUUUAUUUUAUAUGUCUAAUAGAUUACAUAUGUAUGUUACAUGAUUUUAAAAUUAAAGCAAAUUUUGUAACAGAUAAUGAA
Molecule: messenger RNA, 7924 nt
Organism: Larimichthys crocea (large yellow croaker)
Lineage: Eukaryota; Metazoa; Chordata; Actinopteri; Sciaenidae
Gene: npas2
Product: neuronal PAS domain protein 2
Exons: 22
Coding region: 1506-4181 (891 amino acids)
Biological process (GO): circadian regulation of gene expression; regulation of transcription by RNA polymerase II
Cellular component (GO): CLOCK-BMAL transcription complex; cytoplasm; nucleus
Molecular function (GO): RNA polymerase II cis-regulatory region sequence-specific DNA binding; protein dimerization activity; DNA-binding transcription factor activity, RNA polymerase II-specific
Source: RefSeq, a predicted model, not a curated record